Messenger RNA from Diaporthe citri, 2763 nucleotides. RefSeq lists its product as uncharacterized. Gene Ontology annotation, molecular function: single-stranded DNA endonuclease activity; damaged DNA binding; single-stranded DNA binding. Bases 1 to 2763 code for a protein of 920 amino acids. Gene Ontology annotation, cellular component: nucleotide-excision repair factor 1 complex. Lineage: Eukaryota; Fungi; Ascomycota; Sordariomycetes; Diaporthales; Diaporthaceae. The record is from RefSeq and is a predicted model, not a curated record. Gene Ontology annotation, biological process: double-strand break repair via single-strand annealing, removal of nonhomologous ends; double-strand break repair via homologous recombination; resolution of meiotic recombination intermediates. The transcript has 3 exons.
AUGGCCGCCAACGAUGCGCCGCAGCCGGUGAAGCUCUCAUUGCCCCUUGAAUAUCAACAGUCUCUCUUUCAAGAACUCCGCUCAGAGGAUGAGCUCGUCAUUCUGGCGCGUGGCCUUGGGCUCAUGCGCUUGCUGACCAAUCUCCUGCAUUCCUACGAUGCUGCCGGCAACAAUCUCAUCGUCGUGGUCAACGCUGAAGACCGUGAGAACAACUGGAUCGGUGAGGCUCUGGCCGAGCAUGCUGCCAUCAGCAUGACGCCCCUGGCCCGGGGCCUGACCGUCGUCAACACCGACUACACAAAUGUCGGCGCCAGGGAAAAGAUGUAUGCCUCAGGCGGCAUCUUCAGUAUCACGAGCCGUAUCUUGGUCGUGGAUAUGCUCACCAACCUCUUGAAUGUUGAGAAGAUCACCGGGAUAAUCAUUUUGCAUGCCGACAGGGUAAUUGCUACGAGUCUAGAGGCCUUUGUUCUGCGGAUUUAUCGCCAGAAGAAUAAGGUCGGGUUUCUCAAAGCCUUCGCGGACAAUCCGGACCCGUUCACUACUGGUUUCAACCCGCUCGCGGCCAUGAUGCGGAAUCUUUUCCUGAGGAAGGCGAAGGUUAUUGAGCUGGAGGUUCCUAUGACGGACGCCAUGAAGGAGAUCCAGACUGCCGUCAUGGAAUGCGUCGAAGUCAGUAUCCACGAGCUCAAGAAGGGAAAUACUGGCCUCGAGAUGGAUGACUGGAAUCUUGACAGCGCCUUGACCAAGAAUUUCGAUGUUAUGGUGCGACGCCAGCUUGAUCCAAAUUGGCACAGGGUGAGCUGGAAGACAAAACAGAUUGUCAGCGACUUGACUGUGCUACGCGGCUUGUUGCAGGCCGUUGUCGGAAUGGAUGCUGUGCAAUUCCUGCAGAACCUAGAUACCAUCCAUGCUGCUCACUCGCCUGCGCCGGGAACAACCAGGCAGAAUCAGUCACCGUGGCUGUUUCUCGACGCUGCUCAGACCAUUUUUGAUGUCGGCAGGAAGCGUGUCUACAGCGGCGUGAACAAGCCAGGCGCGGACUCCAAUAUUGACUCUGUACGCCCAGUGCUCGAGGAACAGCCCAAAUGGGCGGUGCUAGCCGACGUUCUCCAGGAAAUCGACAGAGAUCUCUACUUCGAGCCGACGGCGCGUGACGACUCCAAUGGCACUAUUCUGAUCAUGUGCUCGGAUGCCGCGACGUGUCGUCAACUCAAAGAAUACUUGCAAUCCAUGCAUGUGAAGCCCAAGGCAGAGCAGCCUAAGAAGAAGAUCGUCUACCAGAGUGCCGACGAUGACGAGGAGGAUAAGCCGUCUGCAACAUUUAUGAUGCGACGAAAGCUGCGCAACUACCUCAAUUGGAAGCGAGAGUUCGCCAAAGUCAGUGCCACUCUGUUCGCCGAAAACCAAAAUGCUCUGAAAGGUGCGACGGAUCCACGUUUGCAGAAGACCAGCAGGGCGCCCGCCAACAAGCGGCGGCGCGUUCGCGGCGGUGGUUCAAUGGCGACAAGUCUUGGCCGAGCCGAGAACGGGAGCCUCGUUCCCUACUUCGAAAAGGCGAGCGAGGUGUCUGAGCUCAUGGAAGAGAUCCAGAUCACAGAAGAGGAGGCAAAACAGAAAGCAGAUGUCAUCGAGGACACGUUGGAAGAUAUGGACGAUUUCUACGAGAUGUAUGAGAUGCAGGAUCUGGUGGUCAUCCACGCCUACGACGGCGACCAAGACGAGCACAUUCUCGAGGAGGUCAAGCCGCGGUACAUCAUCAUGUACGAGCCUGAUGCAUCGUUUAUCAGACGGGUCGAGGUCUACAGGUCGUCUCAUAACGAUCGCAACGUGCGCGUCUACUUCCUAUACUACGGUGGCUCCGUUGAAGAACAGCGGUACUUGACCACAGUCCGGCGGGAAAAGGACGCGUUCACCAAGUUGAUCAAAGAGCGCGCGAGCAUGAGCGUCGUCAUGACUGUUGACGCUCAUGGAGUUGAGGACCCGCAGGAGGCGUUCCUGAGGACCAUCAAUACUCGCAUAGCAGGUGGCGGGCGUCUGGCUGCCACAGCACAGCCGCCUCGGGUGGUAGUAGAUGUCCGGGAGUUCAGAUCAUCUCUGCCUUCGCUCUUGCAUGGUCGCUCCAUGGUCAUCGUGCCAUGCAUGCUGACCGUGGGUGACUAUAUCUUGUCGCCCAACAUUUGCAUCGAGAGGAAGUCGGUUAGCGAUCUGAUAUCCUCUUUCAAGGAUGGUCGUCUGUACAGCCAGGCCGAGACCAUGUUCCAACAUUAUAAGUCGCCGAUGCUGUUGAUCGAAUUCGACCAAAACAAGUCUUUCACCCUGGAGCCUUUUGCGGACCUGUCUGGAAACCUGAAGAGUGUCAACCCAGACAAUGUGUCGUCUGACCUCCAGUCCAAGAUCGUGCUACUAACGCUGGCCUUCCCCAAACUAAGGAUCAUAUGGUCGUCAUCACCGUACCAGACGGCCGAAAUUUUCGAAUCUCUCAAGGCGCAGGAGGAAGAGCCUGAUCCGAUUGCAGCGGUGAGGGCCGGGCUCGAGAAGAACGAGGUCGCCGAGGAGCAGCCGUUCAACCAGCAGCCGGAGGAGAUGCUGAUGCACGUCCCCGGUGUGACGAGCAAGAACAUCAAGACCUUGACGCUCGAGACAGAGAGCAUCAGGGACAUUGCCAACAUGUCCGUGCAGGACCUAGAGCCGUUCGUAGGUGGGGAGUCUGCCAGGAGGAUUGUGAGAUUCUUUGCGAAGGAUCUGCUUGAAGAUGAGGAUUAG